AUGAGUGUGGCUCACGAAAACGGUGCCAUUCAAUGGGAAGAAGCUGUUUUACACGACGCCAAGCUCACCUUCGGCAAGAAGUUCAGCAAGAACAACAUCUACGCUUUCCUGUUUACCGAUCUGAUUGUGCUGACCAAGAAGAAGGGUGACGAAACCUUCCUAGUCACGGACUACUGUCCACGGGCCCUGCUGACGGUCAACUACGGCGACAUUGUGCCCCAGCUGCCGACCAAGGAGAUGCAGGCCAUCGGGAAGCACCUGAUCAUCAUGACGCUGCUGGAGAACCACGAGGGAAAGACUAUCGAGAUGAUCAUCAGUUGCCCCUCAGAAACGGAACGGGAACGGUGGCUCAAGGUGACCGAGCCCCUAUCGUCGGAAAACCCGGACGAAAAGAUUUACGAACAGUGGGACUGUCCCCAGUUGGUUGCGAUUCAUCCCUACCAGGCACUGCAACCGGACGAACUCGAUCUGGACAUCACGGAAGUGGUCAACGUGCAUCGGAAAAUGGCUGAUGACAGUGAUGACGGUUGGUACGAAGGCGAACGGAUCCGGGACGGUGCGGUCGUCGGAUGGUUCCCCAGCAACUACACCAAGGAGAUCCCGUCGGCGCACGUCCGGGCCAAGCACAUCAAACAGCGCAACGUGCUCCUCUCGUACACGUCCAAGUAUAUCGAUACGACGACGCGGACCCUGCAGCACAGUAAAAAGUGAAGCAGCCGAACAAGUGGCAACUUAACUGCAUGCAAUUAUUAGUUUUU
Messenger RNA from Aedes albopictus (Asian tiger mosquito), 758 nucleotides. RefSeq names its product rho guanine nucleotide exchange factor 26-like. Gene Ontology annotation, biological process: activation of GTPase activity. Lineage: Eukaryota; Metazoa; Arthropoda; Insecta; Diptera; Culicidae. The transcript has 2 exons. The record is from RefSeq and is a predicted model, not a curated record. The coding region runs from base 1 to 711 and encodes 236 amino acids. Gene Ontology annotation, molecular function: guanyl-nucleotide exchange factor activity; protein binding.